This is a messenger RNA of Emiliania huxleyi CCMP1516, 1347 nucleotides long. RefSeq lists its product as hypothetical. Lineage: Eukaryota; Haptophyta; Isochrysidales; Noelaerhabdaceae. Bases 1 to 1347 code for a protein of 448 amino acids. The record is from RefSeq and is a predicted model, not a curated record. Gene Ontology annotation, biological process: peptidyl-lysine monomethylation. Gene Ontology annotation, molecular function: protein binding; protein-lysine N-methyltransferase activity. The transcript is spliced from 2 exons.
AUGAUCCUCCCCGCCGCCUUCCUUCUCUCCUUCCUGCGCCUGCCCCAGCCGUGGCCCGCGUCGUCGCGGCUCGCCGUGCGCCGCUCGCCCUCGCCCGCCGCCGCCGCCGCCUCGGCUGCCGCCGCCUCGGCUGCCGAGCCGACUGCCGAGGCUGCCGUCUUCUCCGACCUGCUGGCUGCGCACGGGCUGGCGACCGACUCAGUCGCGCUGCGCAGCGACGGGCCCGGCGGCCGCACCCUCGUCGCCGCUCGCGACCUCGGCAGUAACGAGGUCGCGCUCGCCGUGCCGCGCCGCCUCCUGCUCACCGCGCACCGCUCGGGCGCGAUCGGCGGCCUCGCCGGCCAGACGGACCUGGUGUGGGACGCGGCGGGCGAUCUGCGCGAGGAGGUUGGCGAGGCCAUGUUCAAGCGCGGGGCGACAUGGGACGUCCGACUCGCCCUCGCCGUGCUCGAGGCGACGGCCGGCUGCGGCGGCGAGCUGUGGGACGCGUACCGCCGCUUCCUGCCGCUGCCGCACGAGCUGAGCUCGCCGGUCUGCUUGCCCGCCGAGCUGCUCGCCGAACUCCGCGAGCCGGCCGUCGCCUCCGCCGCCGCCGCGCGCAACGAGCUGCUCGCCGACCUGUACGCACCGCUCAUGGCGCACGAGGCGCACCCCGCCACGGCGGGGUACGUGGCGCGCGGCGGCGAGGCGGCGCGCGGGCUGGUGCCGGCGCCGCUGAGCUGGGCGUACGCGCUGGUGUCGAGCCGCUGCUUCGCGCUCAGCGGCGGUGACACGUUCGGCUUCGUCCCCUUCCUGGACAUGUGCCAGCACUCCGCGGUGCCGUCGGCAAACUUCACAUCGGACGAGCGCGGGAUCGUGCUGCGGACGCUGCGCCCGGUGGCGGCGGGCGAGGAGGUCACCAUCUCGUACGGGGGCGACUACUCCUCCCGCCGCACCUUCGAGCAGUACGGCUUCGUCCUCAGCGAGGGCUGCGCCGCGGACGCGACACUCCUCGAGGAGGCGGUCGCCGCCGCCGCCGCCGCCGGCAGCCUCUCGCCCGCGGAUGUGAUGCGCGACGCCUCCGCCGCAGAGCCGCCCACCGAAGCCGCCUUCCGCGCCGCCUGUGUGCUCUUCGCUUCGGACGCGCCGCCGCCGCCGGCGACCCUGCUGCGCGCCGUCCGCUCCGCGCUCGCGCAGCAGGCCGACGGCGCAGAGGCGGAGGCGGCGCUCGACCAGCUCGCCGAAGAGGCGGGGGCGGCCGACUCGCGGCUGUGGAGCGUGCUCUCGUACCGAGUGUCGCGGCGGCGGCAGCUCGCGCUGGCCGAGGCAGUGCUGGAGCAGCUCGUGCCUGCUCAGCCUGGUAGCUGA